Zeugodacus cucurbitae (melon fly) is the source of this 2042-nucleotide messenger RNA. RefSeq names its product major royal jelly protein 1. The record is from RefSeq and is a predicted model, not a curated record. The coding region runs from base 400 to 1896 and encodes 498 amino acids. The transcript is spliced from 6 exons. Lineage: Eukaryota; Metazoa; Arthropoda; Insecta; Diptera; Tephritidae. Gene Ontology annotation, cellular component: extracellular region.
CGCCGGAGUGCAUUGGCAAAAGCAGUCGGUUCAUGGUUACCGCGCCAAGCUGACGUACGCUGGCACACGCUGCUCUCACUCUUAGCGCCAAGCGCCGAAGUUCAAAGUAAUGAAAGUGAAUGGGCCUGGUUGAAAGGACUCGUAAAUAUUUGUGUCGCAAUAACGGAAAAUCAAAGCGCGAAAUACUUUAUACAAAUAUAUGAAAGUGAAAGAUUUUAAAAUAAAAACAAAAACACAGUGAGUGUAAGAAAUCCGUUUUUAUUUGUAUAUGGUGCCGUUAGUUAAAAGUGCUGCUGUCAAAAACUCUUUCACUGCUUGUCCCACAUCAAAUCAACGAGGCGUUUAAUCGGACCGACACAAGCAUUUCACAUAGCAAAACGUGCGCAAGUAACUGUCAAUAUGUGGCGCGUGCGCAACAUUUUGUUGGUGGCACUGCUGAUUGCCCACAACGUGUUGUUUGGCGGCUCUCUAGCCGUGCGAUCCAAUUUGGAAAUCGUUAAGCAAUGGAAGCUUUUCUCGUACGAAUUUCCGCCGCAUGCGCCCGUCUCCGACCCCGACUACUACAAUCCGAUCAACGUGGUGCCGACGAGUAUGACAGUGGCUUAUGACCGGAUUUUCAUUGCUACACCGAAGCUCUUUGCCGGCGUGCCGACAACCGUUGCCUACAUUUCGAAGUCGGACUACAGCGAGUCGCCGAUCUUACGAUCCUAUCCCGACUGGACGUACACGGUCAGCGGCCGCAGCUCGUUCAACUGCAGCGACUCGUAUUUGGUGUCGGUGUAUCGCAUGCGCAUCGAUUCUUGCAACCGUUUGUGGAUCCUAGACGCCGGCGUUUCGCGCACUUUCGAAGACUCCGAGCAAACCUGCCGACCCAAGAUAUUGGUAUUCGAUUUGAAUACGGAUCAAGUGGUGCGGCGCAUUGAACUACCGAAUGAUGUCUUGCGCAAUCAGUCGAUUCUCGUAAAUUUGAUCGUCGACGAAACCACAUCCACUUCAGGGACCUGCGACGAUGUCUUUGUCUACAUUGCUGAUACAGUAAGACCUGCGAUCAUUGUCUACGACGGAGCACGUGACAUGGUUUGGCGUCUCUCACACCCGGCUAUGUGGCCCGAUCCCGACUUUGGUUUAAUACAAAUCCUAAACGACAAGUUCUUCAUAAGUGAUGGCGUCAUCGGCUUAGCUUUCGACACAGUAAAUGGAAUACUUUAUUUCCAACCGCUGGCUACAGAUCGCAUCUUCUCCAUAACCAAGGAUGCCCUGCGCGCUGGACCACGUCAAUUGCAUGACAUUUUACCAAUACGCUUCUUGGGCAAGAAGUCAUCUCAAGGUCUUCCACUUUAUCUCGCGCCACAAGAUGGUAGCCUGCUCUUCAGCCCAGUUACAGAGACUGCGAUCGUAUCUUGGCACCCACAAACUAAGCAACAGGCGGUGCUCUCCUACGACGUGAAUGCACUGCAGUUCGUAGCCGAUAUAAGCGCAUCGCCAUGGGAGAAUGACGUGGUCUAUGCCAUGUCCUCGAAAUUCAACCGUUUCACACUACAAACAGUGAACCGGGAUGAGAUCAACUUCCGACUCAUGCGUAUCAAGUAUCCCAGCCGAAGUGCCGUGUCCUCGCAGAGACUAUUCACGCCCACUGAUCGCGUCAGCAGCGAACUUUACGUGAAUGGCGUGAAUGCGAGCGCUUUGAAUGACGGUGGUUACAGGAGCGGGCUCGAGCGAGUCGCACCAACGCUCAAUCCAGCCUUCAGUCUCGCACCGAGUUCAAAACUUUAUCAGCUGCAAGGCCCUCGAAUCGGCCUGCAUACGUUCACCGGAAGCAGUGUGCCGACGGCGGCCAGUGUUUUCCAACUCGGCCAGCUGGGCUACAGUUACAGUCUGGGUCACAGCGGCAACUAAGUGAAAGGUGUUCUUUCUUCAACGCGAAAAUGUAAUGAAUAUUCAUGUAAUUGUUUAAGAAUUCUCAUCUGUAAAUAUUGUUGCUCAUAUUUUGUUGUUAAUGCAUUCUGGUGAUUAUGAUUUUCCGAAAGUUUAGGCAAAUAAAA